AUGUUUGGGGCCUUCAGGAUGACGAAUCCCCUCAGCGGGGGUCUUCUAUGGAAGAUCCCCUGGCGGCUGUCCAAGUUCCAGAAGGCGCGGCAACGCAAGCGGUUAAAGGCCGUCGACAGCGUCAUCGCCACGCUCGACACCGCCCUGGCGAAGAAGGGCGAGACGCUCAAGGCCCUGGAGCUGUGGAAGGCCGAGAUGCCCACCGAGGCCGAGAUGCUGCCGAAAGACAAGUACACCAUUUUCGACCGGAAAGCGAAGAGAUACCGCAAGGGCAUCCACAAGGUCCCCAAGUGGACCAGAGUUUCGCAGAGACUCAACCCGCCCGGCUACUAA
Lasiosphaeria miniovina is the source of this 333-nucleotide messenger RNA. RefSeq names its product ribosomal protein subunit L31. Gene Ontology annotation, cellular component: mitochondrial large ribosomal subunit. The record is from RefSeq and is a predicted model, not a curated record. Gene Ontology annotation, molecular function: structural constituent of ribosome. Bases 1 to 333 code for a protein of 110 amino acids. NCBI's taxonomy places the organism in Eukaryota, Fungi, Ascomycota, Sordariomycetes, Sordariales, Lasiosphaeriaceae. The transcript has 3 exons.